CGGUGCAGCACGAGCGGGGCCCCCGGACGUCGACAAUACGGAAGCAGGUGGCCCUCUACUUCCGUGGGCACAAGGAGGAGAGCAGUGGCGCCCCGCAUUUCCCUGCUGCCGCCCUGCCGGCACCCGCUUUCUUCACCGCUGUCUCCCAGCUGGAGCCCCACGGCCUGGAGCUGGCCACCGUCACCGGCACCCCUGAGAGGCAGGCUCUGGUGGGCCUGGCACAGCCCACCCCGAAGUACCCACAUGAAGUCAACGGUACCCCUAUGUAUCUCUACGAAGUGGCCACUGAAUCCGUCUGUGAGUCAGCAGCCAGACUCCUGUUCAUGAGCAUCAAAUGGGCCAAGAGUGUCCCAGCCUUCUCCACCUUGUCCUUACAAGACCAGCUGAUGCUUUUGGAAGAUGCUUGGAGAGAACUGUUUGUUCUAGGAAUAGCACAAUGGGCCAUUCCAGUUGAUGCUAACACUCUACUGGCUGUAUCUGGCAUGAAUGGUGACAAUACAGAGUCUCAGAAGCUGAACAAAAUUAUUUCAGAAAUACAGGCUUUACAGGAGGUUGUGGCUAGAUUCAGACAACUUCGGCUAGAUGCUACCGAAUUUGCCUGUCUCAAAUGCAUUGUCACUUUUAAAGCUGUUCCUACACACAGCGGUUCCGAACUGAGGAGCUUCCGAAACGCUGCCGCCAUCGCAGCCCUUCAAGACGAAGCCCAGCUCACCCUAAACAGCUACAUUCAUACCAGGUAUCCCACACAACCCUGUCGCUUUGGAAAACUUUUAUUGCUGUUACCAGCUUUACGUUCGAUUAGCCCGUCCACGAUAGAAGAAGUGUUUUUCAAAAAGACCAUUGGGAAUGUACCCAUUACAAGACUGCUCUCAGACAUGUACAAAUCCAGUGACAUAUAAAUUACCUUCAAAUAAACCAUCAGGAUGGACAGUUUGAGACGAACUUUUACCUUACGGAGAAUAAGCCUCAACUAACAAAACCUACAGGAAGCAUAAACCUGGGAAUGUUUAGCCUUUAAACCCGUUGACAAAAAAAUACCCCAGUAGAUAUGAUUCUGCUGCUCUGAACAGAGGGAUUUAGAUCACGGAGAGAAUGCUUUGUUCUAGAAAAAGUGAAAGUGGUUGGAAUUUGGCUGCUAUUCCUGUUACUACAGGAUGGAGGCAAUUCAGAUGCCAGUCAUAGUUAACAAAGACUCCGCUAUUCUCUCGUUUAACUGGCAGAUCUGAGACAAAAUGUGAAAGAAGGUACUUUAGUUUGUUCAGUAUUUGGAACUGGGUGACCAAACUUGGCUUCUGUUGUGAGAUGCGGCGGCCUUCAGAACUGGUUUAAAAGUAGCCUACGUUGGGAAAAUGUUUUUAAUACGAUAGGCAACAUUUAAGACCGGGUUACCAAAACAUUGCUUCUGCUAUAAUACAUCAUGAAGUGGCCUUCAGAACUGAUUAAAAAGCAGCUUACGACGGCGGCUCCAUUCUUCCUGCAAAAGGAACUGGUGAUCUUUGAUGUCUGGUUAACAUCUCGAAGACAGAAGAGCUUUAUACACUUCCUUCCCCGACCUUCCCUCCUCCUUCUUCCACGCGCACAGAGGCACGCCUUCACACACCUGAAAAGCUCCACGUCAAGAAAGGAAGGCUAAACCAGCAAAACCAAAUACAAGGGAGAUGACCGUGUGGGUGACCUGCUGGCUGUCCUUUUGGCACAGCCCUGAAACCAA
Molecule: messenger RNA, 1711 nt
Organism: Eurypyga helias (sunbittern)
Lineage: Eukaryota; Metazoa; Chordata; Aves; Eurypygiformes; Eurypygidae
Gene: NR2E1
Product: nuclear receptor subfamily 2, group E, member 1
Exons: 6
Biological process (GO): cell differentiation; anatomical structure development; negative regulation of transcription by RNA polymerase II
Molecular function (GO): RNA polymerase II cis-regulatory region sequence-specific DNA binding; nuclear receptor activity
Source: RefSeq, a predicted model, not a curated record